Messenger RNA from Penicillium subrubescens, 1017 nucleotides. Its product is annotated as NADP-dependent oxidoreductase. NCBI's taxonomy places the organism in Eukaryota, Fungi, Ascomycota, Eurotiomycetes, Eurotiales, Aspergillaceae. The record is from RefSeq and is a predicted model, not a curated record. Gene Ontology annotation, molecular function: oxidoreductase activity. The coding region runs from base 1 to 1017 and encodes 338 amino acids. The transcript has a single exon.
AUGCAAGCAAUCCGCGUCCACCCGGCGCAACCCCCCACACCACCCUACUCCCCCUCCAAUCCCGCCCCCUCAACAUCCCUACACCUCGACAACAUCCCCAUCCCACACCCAACAAAACCAGGCGAACUCCUCAUCCGCAUAAAAGCAACAACCAUCAUCCGCGACAUGCUCACAUGGCCUGAGACCUACGCUCACCCCUACAUCAUCCCCGGCAACGACUUUGCCGGUACAGUCGUCGAGAUCUUCCUCAGCGGGGAGGAGUCUACUUUUAAGAUCGGCGAUGAAGUGUUCGGUAUGGUUCAUGCGGAUCGUCCUUCUACUUGGGCUGAGUAUGCGAUUGUGUUGGAGAGUGAGAUUGCAUUGAAGCCGAAAGGCAUUGAGUGGGAGGGUGCGGCGGCUUUGCCGCUUAGUGGGAUGACGGCGCUCGAGGCGCUUUUCGACCAUGCGGGUUUAUCUUUGCUGGAAGAGGGUGAUGUCGAGGCCCAAAAGGAGAACGAGAAGAAGGAGGUGUUGAUCACUGGUGCUGCUGGAGGUGUGGGUAUUUAUCUGGUGCAGUUAGCUGCUACCACCGGUUUACGGGUCAUCGCGGCGAGUAGCUCGAACGCUCGGAAUGGGGAGUUUUUGCAAGAGAUCGGUGCUCAUGAGGUUAUUGAAUAUUCGGCGCUUGAAGAUGUCAAGAAUCGCUUUGAUAUCAUUGUUGAUACCGUUGGUGGGGAGACGUUGGCUCGAUGCUGGAGGUAUGUUAAAGAGGGAGGGUCGCUUAUUUCGGUGGAUUCGGGGAGUUUCAAUUUUGUGGAGGAGCAUGGGAAGAGAGGGGUUGGUAGGGAUGGGGUUAAGGGUUUGUUUUUUAUUGUAAGGGGGAGUACUCGGUCUUUGCAUGCGUUGGCGGAGUUGGUGGAUCGGGGGGAGUUGAAGGCGUUUGUGGCGGGGGUUUAUCCUAUUGAGAAGGUGAGGGAGGCUUAUGAUUUUGCGAAUGGGAGGUUUACGGGGAGGGGGAAGGUUAUUCUUACUUUAUGA